Messenger RNA from Aureobasidium musti, 1224 nucleotides. The record is from the annotation of a GenBank genome assembly. NCBI's taxonomy places the organism in Eukaryota, Fungi, Ascomycota, Dothideomycetes, Dothideales, Saccotheciaceae.
AUGAACACUCCUGAAACCACCGUGAUUCUGGGAGCAGGCAUCAUCGGCGUGUCCACUGCUUACUACCUUUCUCAAUCUAAGCCUGGCUCCUCCAUCCAUCUCAUCGAGUCAUCACCCGAACUCUUCGCCUCUGCUUCAGGCAAAGCAGGAGGGUUUCUCGCUGCUGACUGGUAUGGACCUGCAUCUGCACCUCUAGGCUUGCUGUCCUUUAAACUCCACAAGCAGCUUGCUGACGAGCAUGAUGGUGCUAACAAGUGGGGGUAUGCGAGGAGUACCGGUGCUUCGUUUGCUGAGAGUGAGGACCCUGUGCAAGAGGAAGAUAGGCAAGGCGAGUGGUUUGAGAAUGGAAGGAGUAGAGCUGAGGUUGCUGGCACUCAUGAGUUUGUUGAGGGUGAAGGGCCAGCUUGGUUGACGAGGAGGAAGGGAGAUGGUUAUGAUGUUAUCUCUGCGGAUGAAACUGUUGCUCAAGUAGAUCCACUGAGAUUAUCACAGUUUCUGUUGGAUGAGUGCAGGAAGAGAGGUGUACAAGUUCAUCAACCAGCAACACCAAUAUCCGUGGUUACAGAUACUGAUAACACCAUAACUUCCCUCAACGUCAUACAAGAAGACGGCUCAGAAACACAGAUCCCAUGCACAUCCCUCCUCUUCGCCUGCGGUGCCUGGACACCAAAAGUCUUUAGCACACUCUUCCCCUCCUCGCCCCUCAAACUCCCCAUCUCGCCCUAUGCAGGCCACAGCAUAGUCAUCUCCUCUCCAAACUGGACAACCUCGCAUGAACAGAACGGCUGCCAUGCAAUCUUCAGCACCUCAUCCUCAGGAUUCAGUCCCGAACUCAUCAGCCGCAUAGGUGGAGAAAUCUAUAUCGCAGGCUUAAACAACGGUACCAUCCCCCUACCAAAUCUAGCCACAGAAGCANAAAUCGAAACCUCUGCUAUUGCAGAAUUGAAAAACACGGCAGAGAGGAUGUGUGGGAUACCCGGUCACGAGAUCAAGGUUUUGAGGGAGGGAUUGUGCUUUAGACCUGUUACGCCUAGAGGAGAACCUAUUGUUUGUAAGGUUGAUGAGAAGAAAUUGGGAGGUGUUCAAAGUCGAGGUGGUGUUUUUGUGGCUGCUGGACAUGGUCCUUGGGGUAUUUCGUUGAGUUUGGGAACGGGGUUGGUUAUAAGUGAGAUGAUUAGGGGUGUCAAGACUAGUUGUAAGGUUGGGAGGUUGGGUAUGCAGUAG